CGCGCCUCAUUAGCAAGUGAACAGAGUUCGAGGUGCACCUGUGGGAGUAGGAGUCGUACUCGGCCCCCUUUUUUUUGUUUUUUUCCCUCCUCCCCCCUUUAACUGCAGUUCAAAGCCAGAAAGGAUUUGUUGCUGAGUGGUUAAACGACAGGAUUACAGCUGAACUUUUAACAAUCUAAAGAUGGAACUCUGUGAUAUAAAGUCUUCCGCUUCGCUCAUGUAUGAUGGCUUCAUCCAGAAUGCCGACUCUCGCACGGAGAACUGGCUGUUAAUGUCGUCUCCCGUCAUGCAAAGCCUCGUCAUUGUGGCGUACAUCAUCUUUGUCAUGUCGCUGGGUCCUCGCAUCAUGGAGAACCGCAAAGCCUUUGACCUCAAAGGGGUCCUGGUGGUGUACAACUUCAGCGUGGUGGCGCUGUCUCUGUACAUGUGCUAUGAGGUGAGUCGGCAUCAACCGUCUUCACAUGCAGCAACGACGCGUGACGUCGCCAAAGGGUCGACGUUAAACUUUGCCAUGUCGGGAUGGGGAACGGGAUACUCCUUUCAUUGUGACCUCAUUGAUUACUCUGAGUCGCCACAAGCUAUGCGGAUGGCGGCAACGUGCUGGCUUUACUACUUCUCCAAGUUCAUUGAAAUGUUGGACACAAUUUUCUUUGUACUGAGGAAGAAAAACAACCAGGUGACAUUUCUUCACGUGUACCAUCAUUCCAUCAUGCCGUUUACCUGGUGGUUUGGUGUGCGCUUUGCUCCAGGUGGUAUGGGGACUUUCCACGCCAUGCUCAACUGCGUUGUCCACGUCGUCAUGUACUCCUACUAUGGCCUGACCGCCCUGGGCCCCAAAUACCAAAAGUACUUGUGGUGGAAGAAAUACCUCACCACCAUUCAGCUGAUCCAGUUUGUGAUGGUGACCACACACAUCUCGCAGUACUUCUUCAUCCGAGACUGCUCCUACCAGUUCCCCAUCUUCAUCUACAUCAUCGGCCUGUACGGCCUAAUUUUCCUCUUCCUCUUCCUCAACUUCUGGUACCACGCCUACACCAAAGGCAAGCGGCUGCCCAAGGUGCUGCAGGCCCAGACGUGGGCCCACCACAGCAACGGCGUCAUGAACGGCAACGCCACCCACGACAAAGACGACUGAUUGGUGGCUCGGCACAGGGCCGUUUUGCGGCGGACUAUGUUUCGCUCUGAUUUAGCUUUUUCUACUUGCAAAAAAAGACAAUCUUUAAAUUAUGACCAGUUAUAUUUAACCCUAGACGAAGGGAUUUUUUUCUUGUAUUUUAAUGUUUACUCUAAAGUUAAUUCUGCCACGGGAUAACUUGUAUUAACUUCACCUACGGCAUGACUGAGACUCCAUGACCCUGAUCUGUGCAGUACCUCCCCGCAUAAAUGCCUUUAUUGGGUGGGACUUUUUUUAUUAGGAUUUUUUUGUUUUUUGUGUGUGUGUGUGUAUGUAGUGGUUCACAAAAGUCAGGGUUGUUAAUUUCACAAUGCCUUAUCAGCUGCGUCUAGUCCAUUUUUAUGUAUGUUCGAGGCUCCGCAUCCUGUCUAAGGCUAUUAACUGUCACAUGCAUGCAGAACAGGGUGUUUAUUUUAUUUUUAAAUGUAAUUUCACACCGCUAUGGCUGGAGUCAAAGAUCCUGAUGGUGCCGGGUUAAGCGAAAUGUUCUCGUGAAGCGUGACCAAUUAUUGGGAAGAAAGCCAGGAGCUCCCGGGCCUUCUUGUUAUAUAUCUAUAUAUAGAGAUGUUUUAGGAUAGUACAAAUGCUUAAUGUGCCAAGCUGGAGCGUCCGUGUAUUAUGAUGUUAAGCUGUAAAGUGAAUGCAGCAGCACUCCUGUGAUUGACGGAGGAUACUAGUUUGAGCUCGCUGGUGGUGUGGAUUAGAGAAGAGGUUUACAGAUUGAAUGAUGCAGUUCCUGUUAAUGUCUAAUAUCCUGUUCUCAGUCCAAUUUUGUUAACCAUUUAAAUAAAAAUUGUGACUUUGUUCAUAUUGUAUUUUACGUAUUUAUGUAUAAUAAAUGUUGACUAUGUACUUGA
Messenger RNA from Phyllopteryx taeniolatus (common seadragon), 2031 nucleotides. RefSeq names its product ELOVL fatty acid elongase 7a (gene elovl7a). Bases 182 to 1135 code for a protein of 317 amino acids. Gene Ontology annotation, biological process: very long-chain fatty acid biosynthetic process; fatty acid elongation, saturated fatty acid; sphingolipid biosynthetic process. NCBI's taxonomy places the organism in Eukaryota, Metazoa, Chordata, Actinopteri, Syngnathiformes, Syngnathidae. The record is from RefSeq and is a predicted model, not a curated record. The transcript has 8 exons. Gene Ontology annotation, cellular component: endoplasmic reticulum; endoplasmic reticulum membrane. Gene Ontology annotation, molecular function: fatty acid elongase activity.